AUGCUACUCGAAAAACGUUUCGAAAGUGUUCACAAGAAGAAACAAGGUUCAUUUGAACUUUUCCAAUUGAAUACCACAUUGUUGUUCUGGGUUGGAUUCGUUCCUCCGCUAUUCGCAGCCAUAUUCGCUAUUCUCACUGCGAUUACUUUACAUCAAGAUAAAAUUACAAACUAUUCUUGGAUUUGUGGGCGAGCCUUUCUCCCAUCUCUAUCCCGAAUCAUCAACCUCACUCUAGAAGGACUUGUCUGGCAACUUUGCAUUCUAUUUCAUAUUCCAUUUCGUCUUCUUGAGUUGUCAGUUGGCUGGGUCCGAUAUGGACGUCUGGAAAGCAAAAGCAACAAAAAACGUUUCUGGUAUAAAAUGCAUAGGCAUCUGUAUCUUGUUUUCGGUGUCACUGAACUUUUUCUUCUCAGUGGAUUGUCAGCGAUUGGAGAAAAGGAACAUGGAAUUUGGCAUAUUUGCUUUUUCUACAGUUUUGGAGUUGUCGCACUACUUUUCUUCAUUUCUAACACAGUUUGCCAUUCUCAAUCUUUGUACUUUCUGAAUCCCUACGGACGAAUCUCGUAUCAUGUGAAAAUUGGAAUAAGUAUCUGCUAUUUUCUGUCUGCACCUGCAAUUGCAACAUUUUAUGCGCUCUACUGGAAAGCUUGUUUCACUUGGGCAUACGAAUUAUUUGCACUCGUUGAAUAUUUGGAUGUAUUCAUGGUAAUUUUUUAUCAUGGGUGUUGUGUCUACUGGGAUAUUCAGCAUAAGGUAGUCUUCAGCGUUCGGUUGAAUGUGCCACCCAAGAAGGAAAUUGAUGAGCAAGAGGAAACUGGAAAAGAAGUGACAACCGAGUUGUAA
Molecule: messenger RNA, 843 nt
Organism: Caenorhabditis briggsae
Lineage: Eukaryota; Metazoa; Nematoda; Chromadorea; Rhabditida; Rhabditidae
Exons: 8
Coding region: 1-843 (280 amino acids)
Biological process (GO): GPI anchor biosynthetic process
Cellular component (GO): Golgi membrane; endoplasmic reticulum membrane
Source: RefSeq, a predicted model, not a curated record